Haemonchus placei is the source of this 150-nucleotide messenger RNA. Lineage: Eukaryota; Metazoa; Nematoda; Chromadorea; Rhabditida; Trichostrongylidae. The record is from the annotation of a GenBank genome assembly.
AUGCUGGCAUGUCAGCUCGAGAGUCUUCGAAGAGAGACGCUCCUUGGCAUACUUGAGACUCUCGGCUUUCCUGGCGCUCCCGUGAACAUGUUCGACGUUUUGUAUUCUUUUCAAAGUGCUGACGGAAUCCCCCCACAAACCCGCCAAUGA